CAAAGCCCCUCUCCACUUACCGUAUGUCGUCUGCCCCGGCGGAUUAUCAGCAAUCACCCACGACAUUCUCGGCUCAAAGACCUGGUCCUAUGCCUCCUCCGUCAGAAAAACCCGCUUCCAAUAGAGAUUCAUAUACAGGUAUAGAUCAAGUCAUAGCGCCAGCCGUUCCUGUCCAUCAUCGUUCUACCAGCCCAACACCCGGUACUGACAUUUCAUCAGGUGCCUCAAGCGAGCGACCUAAACCAAAGGUGACAUUCGAUGAACUUAAGGAGAAGUAUAGGAAAGUCAAGCGUGAAAAGCGUGACUUAGAACACAAGACUGAGCAAUUGACGGGUCAAGCCCAUCGUAAUGCAGCUUCUAUUGAACUACUCAAAGAGCAAUUCAGUGAAUCCGAACGCAUGCGAGAGGAACGAGAUGCUGAUUACGAGCGACUUCAACAACGACUAGAGCAAGUUCAAAUACGUUUGGAAUCCCGAGAGCAGGAAUAUGACCGCUUGCAAGCCAACUUCAUCUCUCAUAUGCGUGCUAUUCGCGCUACCGAUGAUGAUUUAUCCACCAUCCGAACAAAAUUGGCCAACUUGCAUGGCUCUGUGGCGCAAUUCUCUAUGGGACUCAAAAAACACAUUGUCGAUCGAAAGCAGGCUGGCAAGGCAUUUGCUCGCGUGUACCCUCACUUGGAUACCUGGGUCACCGCUAAGGAUCUGGAAGCUCCCGUCAUCAUGCAGUUGACUGAAAAGCUGGUCAACGAUGCUCUGAUCCGAGUGUAUGUGGCUCCUGGUAUCUACCCGGGCAUGCAUAUUAACAGCGCUUACAAUGAAUUGAGUCAAUGGAUGCAAAGCCGAGGCGCUGACGAUGGUGUUCUACGCUUAAAGCAACAGCUCUGCUACUUGAUUGCACGCGAUCGAACCCCAGAGACAAGAGCUGAGAUUGCGUCGGCCCAGAAGCUCGUCUCGGACCAACUCUUUACCUCGCUUCUCGAUAUCUACCCAUCCAUGGAGAAUGUCAUGCGAAGUAAAAUCGACAAAUUUAUCGAAAAGGCUUUCGACUUGAGUCUUUGUAUCCGUGGUCAGGAAGUUGACGUGAAAGUGUUACCCAUAAAGGAAGGAGAUACCUUCGAUACCCGCACCAUGGCGCCUGACUACAAAGGAGUCGCAGAAGGCCAAGUUAAACUUGUUGUAUGCCCGCCCUUUGAAGCCAUUGAAGGAGAUCAUGGUUUCUUACUGCCAGCCAAGGUCAUAUGUUUACCUUAGGUCUUUAUCCCUUUCCUAUUCCCUGUUCUUUACAAUACGUCGUAAUGAUACGUAAUUUUCACUCGACCGUGUGUACAACCUAUUCCCAUAUGCUUUUUCUCUCCUUGUAAUUCCUUUUUACGAAAACCUCACGUCUGUAUUUGAAUAUCAGGCAGGCAUGCUCACUCUUAUUCUAUUUUCCCUUUUCCUUGGAUAUUCGCCAUAUCUUCCUAUUCUCUUAACCUUCCGGUGCCAUUUUGAAAUAGAGUAUCGCAUACAUACGUCUGUCAUUUGUGAGCCUCAUUUUACGACCAUAACCAUGAUGAUAUGCGUUUACAAUCUGAUACAAAUAACCAUGCAUCGGUGAUAUAGGGUUG
Molecule: messenger RNA, 1606 nt
Organism: Umbelopsis ramanniana AG
Lineage: Eukaryota; Fungi; Mucoromycota; Umbelopsidomycetes; Umbelopsidales; Umbelopsidaceae
Exons: 1
Coding region: 24-1250 (408 amino acids)
Source: RefSeq, a predicted model, not a curated record